Molecule: messenger RNA, 3321 nt
Organism: Bufo bufo (common toad)
Lineage: Eukaryota; Metazoa; Chordata; Amphibia; Anura; Bufonidae
Exons: 17
Coding region: 235-3258 (1007 amino acids)
Biological process (GO): regulation of apoptotic process; innate immune response; inflammatory response
Source: RefSeq, a predicted model, not a curated record
AGAACUCCCCCUAAGAGGAAGUAUCUCAGGAACGUAAAACAAGAAUGUAUUAUUCUCAGCAGAUGUUACAGUAUUCAGCAUGAGAUAAUCUCCACUGGAUCCAGUGUAGGGUACAGUGAAGUAACGGGAUUUUAUAACAGAAGAACAAGAACUGGGCCUGAGAGGAGAAAUUAUAUAGAGAGGAAGACGUGAUACCACAGUUCACAUCAAAAACCUCCUAGCUGUGAAAUAAGGAUGGGGCUGACAUUACAGGAGGUCCUAGUAAGGGCUCUGAAGAAGCUGGAGGAUUCAAGUUUCCAGAGAUUCAUACAGAAACUGAGUGUCUGGGAAGUCAGAGAAGAAUAUAAGAAUAUUCCUAAAGAUAAACUGACCGGGAAAGAUCCAGAACACGUCGCUGAUCUGAUCAAUAGAUAUUACAGAUAUGGCUAUGGGGCUGAGGUGACCCUGAGUCUUCUAGAGGACAUAGGGGAGAAGAAAGUCCGGGAGGAACUCCAGCAGGACCUGAGGGAAGUGGAUUUUUCAGGACAUGGACUUGGAACCACAAUGUUUACAGACAGGGUGAACUUUAUAUUCAAUCACCGAUCAGAUCUUAUCAGAUGGAUAUCGGAUAUAGAUCCAGUUCUAUGUGGUCUCCGGAGCCAAGGUCUACUGACUGAGGAACAAUACAAUGAUGUGAUGGAAGAGAGAACAUCUAAAGAGAAGAUGAAAGCUCUGUGUGAUAUCAUCAGUCACUGGGAGGACACUGGGAAGUAUACAGCAUAUACACUUCUCAAACAACACAAUGGAAAAAUCAUCAAGGACUUGGAAGAAGAGACUAAGAUAAGGAAAAAUCCUCUGUUCUAUGCCUUGGACAGGGUAAAUUUUAUAGGUCAUCAUCGAUCAGAUCUUAUUAGCAGGAUAACAGAUGUAGAUCCAGUUCUACGUGGUCUCUGGGACCAUGAUCUACUGACUGAGGAACAGUACAAUGAUGUGAUGGAAAAGAAAACAUCCCGGGAGAAGAUGGAAGCUCUGUGUGAUAUCAUCAGUCACUGGGAGAACACUGGGAAGUUUACGGCAUAUACACUUCUCAGGAAAUACAGUAAAGAAUUAAUCAAACACUUGGAAGCACAAGCAAUGAAGAUAAGAAUUUUACAUCACGGGGGCUGUAGAUUCAUAGACAUUCACCAAUCAGUUCUUAUUAAAAGGAUAUCGGAUGUAGAUCCAGUUCUGCAUGAUCUUCGGAACCAAGGUCUACUGACUCAGGAACAGUACAAUGAUCUACUGGAAAAGAGAACAUCAGAGGAGAAGAUGACAGAUCUGUGUGAUAUUAUCAGAUAUUGGGAGGAUACUGGAAAGGAUGAUGCUUUCAUAGUUCUCCGAAAACACAACAGAGCACUUUUCAAAGACAUGGAAGCAGAGGACAAUAUAAGGAGAAUGGAUCUGUUAAAGAUCAGGUUAGAUAAAGAUCACUUUGUGAACAGACACAGGUAUGAUCUGAUUUAUAAUAUAAAGGAAGUGAACCCAGUUUUAGAUGAUCUUCAAUCCAAUCAUCUGCUGACUGGAGAACAGUAUGAAGAUCUACAAGCGAUGACCACUCCUGUAGAAAAGAUGAGACGUCUAUGUGAUAUUCUCUGCCAUCAGUCAGACACAAUGAAGGAUCAGUUCUACAAUUCUCUCUGGAGAUACAACUACACCGCCAUCAGUGAUUUAGAAAAAACAGAUGAGACAUCAAAAUCGGCAAAAUCUUACCACAUGUCACGAGCUGGAGAUAAUUUCAUAGACAAACACAAAGAGGAUCUGAUUGAACGAAUACAAAAUGUGCUCCCAGUUAUAGGGGAUGUGUAUCGUGAAGGUCUGCUGAAUAAAUAUGAGCAAAUUUAUAUAACGUAUAUAUCAGAUCCAAAGACCAUGAUGAGACGUCUGUAUGACAUCAUCAGACACUGGGAUGAUGAUAAUAAGAAGGAGCUUAUUCAAAUUUUGUACAAGCACAAUCCCAGCCUCAUUGAAGAUUUGACAAUGCUGGAAGGUUUUUCCAAAUUAAAGGAACCUGAAACAAGUGAGAAGAACGUGAAGCCGUGGACGAGUUGUGUGAAGAUGACUGGAGGAGACAUCAGCUGUAAACUUUGUGGAGAGCAGACACAGGAUUCCGCCUAUUCAGUUAGUCCUAUUGGCAGUAUAUACCGAUUGGAGCUCAAAUCUUCCGGUCUCUACCGCUGCCAGAAGACUGGAAUCAAAUUCCUGGUGAAAGGUCCAGUUGUCAUUGAAUAUAAACUGGAUUCUUGGAGCGAUCAUUUGAAACACAUUUCAGGAAAUCCUUAUGAGAUUUUGGGUCCACUAUUUAACAUACUGAACUGUGGGGAACCUAAUGCCGUGUCAGCCGUGUACCUACCUCAUUACCUGUGUUUAAACGUAUUUGAUGAAGACCUAUCACAGAUUAAAUGUGCUCACUUUAGAGAUGGAAACAUGACCCUGGAGUCACCGGCACAGAUUGAACCGUACUAUAUCAAGUUAGAGAAUCCCACAUUUUCCUGUCUGGGACCUCUGCUGUCACUUAUAAAGAAAAAGCUCCCGAUACAUGGAAGCGUCUUCAUUUACUUCAGGAUUCUAUGUAAAGGUUAUCCUUAUGAGGAAUACAAAAUCCAUCUCUAUGUACUAACCUAUUCCACAAAUGCCGAAAAGAUCCUUGACAAAAAAAACAAAAAAUGUGGAUUUCAGAGAAUCAGAAAACCUGAGCACACCGACACUGUAUAUACUAAAAUAAGAUACCUCAUCACCGGCAAUCCGGGAGUAUUGGCUCAUCCUAAGACUCUGAAGUUUGAUUCAGAACGCUAUCAGUUUACAGAGCUGAGACUUAAGGAAAAAGAUGUAGAUACUUAUCUGAGUGUAUCAGAAGAGACCUCUGAGGACACAGUCUGGGACGCUCACCUGACACAAGGUGAUAUAAAGGACAUUGCACAAUUAUUAUCAUCACUGACAAUCCGUGAAGUUGCAGGUGCCUGUCCUUCACCGCAUCACUUUGUGGAUGGACACAGAGACGCCCUGAUACAGAGGACAACAAACAUCGAUCCAGUCCUCGAUAAUCUGCUGAGCCAGAGACUGCUGGGUCAGGAGCAGUAUAACACCUUGCGCCAUUUAAGACCUCGCCAGGAGGCGAUGAGGCAGCUCUAUGAUUAUAUGACAAGCUGGGGUCACAGCGACAAGGAGAAGUUUUAUCAAGCCCUACAGAUGCACAAUGGGCGUCUCAUCAGAGAUCUGGAAAAUGAAGACCCCGCCGUAUAGAUGUAAAAACUCCUAAUCUGGAGUCUCUUCCAAUGUGUUUACAUAUAGUUUGUAAGGCUGAAA